AAUUUUCAAAAUUUAACAUUAUUUUAAAAAGUUGCCGCUUGAAUGGCUUGCACCCCUGGUUAAUGUAUCACGUUAUUUUCGCCAUCCCUGCGGUUUUACUUGCAUUUCAUUUUUGCGUUUGUUUACAUCGCCGGGUAGCAAUUGUGUUUUAUAGGAAUAUGCGUUGGAUUUACGCAUGUUUUGUAAUUGUACUCUGCGCGAUAAUCUUCUGCGAAUACGUGGCCGACUUUGUCGUGCUACAAAACUGCAAAUGGCCCGAAAUACGCCGCAAGAAGUAUGUGGAUGAUCCAUUGCGAACGAUGGUCAUAGCCGAUCCCCAUUUGCUUGGCCCACAUCGUGGUCAUUGGAUGGACAAGCUGUACAGGGAGUGGCAUAUGAAACGCUCUUUCCAGGCAGCCUCGAGGCUGCUACAACCGGACGUAGUCUUUGUGCUGGGCGACCUAUUCGACGAAGGCGACAUGGUCAACGACAAGCACUUCGAUAGCUACGUAAUGCGCUAUCUACAAAUGUUUAAUCUUCCUGCUGGCAUACCGCUAAUUAGCGUGGUGGGCAACCACGACGUGGGCUUCCACCACAGGAUGCAUCCCUUCUUUACGUCGCGCUUCGAGCACUAUUUAAACUACUCCAUGGUGCACUUGUACACCAUUAAACAAAUACACUUUGUUAUGAUCAAUUCCAUGGCCAUGGAGGCCGACGGCUGCAUGUUUUGCAAUGAGGCAGAGCAAGCGCUGAAGACUAUAUCGAAUACUCUGUUCUGCAUGCAGCAUCCGCAUGUGGCGGAGUGUGCACGCACGCGUCGUCAUCCAUAUAGCCAGCCGAUAAUAAUGCAGCACUUCCCCACGUAUCGGAUAUCGGACAAGGUGUGUCGGGAGCACGAUGCGCCACACAUUGAAGCCUUCAGAGAGCGGUAUCAUGUCCUCUCUAAAGAGGCGACCGACACGAUAGGCCAAUUGCUAAAGCCGAGGCUCGCCUUUGCCGGGCAUUCGCACUACUACUGCCACAACAUCAACCGAUUGGGCAUUGACGAGUAUACGGUGUCUUCCUUUAGCUGGCGCAAUAAUGUUAAUCCCAGUUUUAUGCUGGCCACCAUUACGCCUGAUGACUAUGCGGUCAGCAGAUGCAAAAUGUUGCCACAGCAAUUCGUAAUCAAUAGCUACUUAAGUGCGGGCAUUGCGUGUUUGGUGCUCGUCGCCUGCCAGUUAAAAAAGUAUUGGUGCAGCCGGAGGCUAACGACAUCGGAGACAGCCCAUUUGAAGCAACAUUAACUGGAACAUAAUGCUUG
Drosophila arizonae is the source of this 1282-nucleotide messenger RNA. RefSeq names its product Per1-like protein PGAP5 (gene PGAP5). Lineage: Eukaryota; Metazoa; Arthropoda; Insecta; Diptera; Drosophilidae. The record is from RefSeq and is a predicted model, not a curated record. Gene Ontology annotation, molecular function: hydrolase activity. Gene Ontology annotation, biological process: GPI anchor biosynthetic process.